GGCCGCGCUGUAACGUGACAUACCCUAUGCUGCCCAUGUCACAGCAUUGCUGUGGCCGCACUGUAGCAUGGGCAUUGUAGAUGUACUCUAAAGGGCCCCACACAGGCUCUUUAGGCGCCCCAAAGUGUCUCCUACAUGGCUCUUUUUAGCAAGUUUACCAUCCCACUGCCGGAGCCUUUCCUCUCCCGCAAUAGGGAAAUGUUCCAGAAGCGGGGAAGCUGCCAGAGCCUUUCGCUGCCCUGUGUACAUACAUACAUACCACAGUGAGAAAUGGGGAUACAGCCUGCCUUUCACGGCGGUGCGGAGCUAGGUGUGUAGUGCCUGUACUCUGCACGCUAUGUUACUGCAAGAAAAUGAUUAUCCCGGUCAGAUGCUUCACCUGCGGCAAAAUAGUUGGAAAUAAGUGGGAGGCAUAUCUUGGCCUUCUGCAAGCAGAGUACACAGAAGGGGAUGCCCUGGACGCUCUAGGAUUGAAGAGAUACUGUUGCCGUCGCAUGCUGCUAGCCCAUGUGGAUCUGAUUGAGAAGCUGUUGAAUUAUGCCCCUCUGGAGAAAUAAGCAGUGGGUGGAAGGUUUCAUACUGCAGCCAUAUGGGCCAAAAAAGCACCACUAGCAGGCCUCUAACUGUACUGUUUAGGAGUUAUGGAGAGAUGCAAGCCAUUCAUACACCAGCCAAUGAAGGAUUUCACUUUCCAGCCACAAUACUGCCCCAGCCACUAAUCUCUUCCAAGGAAGCAUUUGAAAGAUGAAAUCCACUUACAGUCCAGCAUUGGAGUUUAAUUAAAAUGCGGAUGGAAGAUUUUUUUUGCAGCAGCCUGACAGUCAAGUAGGCAGUUUUCCUUCCCUCUUUUCCCUUUCCUUCAGUACUUUUAAGAAAUUUUCACCCAGUAACAGUAUUUAAUAAAGUUUUUUUUAUGAAAUGUAGCCAAGUUGUUUCAUGAUUAUUACAGAAUUGUAUUUAGUUAUCCCUUUUCUUUCCCCAAUCCAAUUUCAGUUGCUGGAUAGGGUUUUAGUGUCCACUAAACUUGAAAUUCCUUAUUCCUGGUGUUAAAGUUAAAACACCAGUCAAUACUGAAAAGAAAUUGUUCCUUCUCUUGAACAGUUGUCUACACUAGUGUACAGGGAAGAGGCUGGGUCUGAAGUUCUGAGUUCCAACAUAGUAUCUACUUUCCUUACUAUGUAAGAGGAGAGAGGUCAUUUUGUAAGAGCAGAUAGUCCUCUUCACAGUCAGUGGUAGUAGGGGGUAUUUCCUACCCCAGGGAAUGAAGCAGAUGACCUUCACUAGAACUUAGUUUGGGAGCACCUAUGCUUCAGUUAGUUAGAAUAUUGACUGUGAAAAAGCAAAGGGAGCAGCGAUUAUAGCCUGAUCCUGCACACACUUACAUGCUUAACUUGUGAGCUGUCCCUCUAAAGCCAAUUAACAACUUAAGUGAAGUUGAGCAUGCAUGUUAGUAUUGGCAGGACAGAGGUCUAUAGCCUUGAUCCUGCAAGGUGCUGAGCACCCUCCACCUGAUUCAGCAAAGCAUGUAGUCAGGUCCUCAACUUAAGAGUACAUGAGCAGUUCUAUUGAAGUCAAUGGGACUAUUCACAUCUUAAUGUAACAUAUGUAUUUAACUGCUUUCCUGGAUCAGGGCCAGAAUAUUCAACAACUUGCAGGACUGAACACUAGCAGUUACUCUCACAUAAAUCUUGGCUAUUAGAGUGAGUGUUAGGCAAGACUCUUUCCACCACAAGUCUGGAGGAUAGUUACCCCUUAACCUCUGGAUGCUGUCAGAAGAGACAUCAGUUUAGUCUUAUAGCUAAAGGAAGGACUAUACUUUUCUCACUGCACCCUUCCCAACAUGUGGUACCUGUAUCUGUACUGCCUGAGUUAGUUUCCACAUACAAUUCCCCUCCUCACCACCCACAAAGAGUAAGAGGCACAGGUCCUGCAUUGUGUGCAUACCCAGAACUCCCCUUGAGAAUGCAGCUUCAGCCUACGUGCAAAUGUCAGACAUAAUUCAUAGCUACACUAUGUUGCUAAAAGAUAAACUGGAGCAGAUUAUACAAUAAUUCUCUAAUUUGGAGACCAUAUUCUUUGGCAACAGUCACUUUCUUGGCACAUAUAGCUCAGCUGCUGAGUAAGUAGUAACUGGAUUUUUUUUUCCCCAUAAAGAAAACUGCAAAGUUGGGUUAAACAAAAUCUGGUUUCUAGAUGAGUGCUGUUUAAUAACUAGGACUAUUAUGGGCACAACUGCCUCUAUACAGUGGUCCAGUUUUGCCACAGUAUCUUUCAUUGGGCUUUAACAAUUUUCUAUAAAAAAGUUACCAAGUUUAUAGCUAUAUUGAUCAGUCCCAGGAAUCUUUAUAGUUUAAACUUCCUUUUCAGUUUAUUACUGACAAUUUUCCAAAUGAAGAACUGCAGAAUGUUGUAUUUUAAAACACAUGCUUUAUCCUAAUGCAAAGGGCAUUAAGUGAUUAGUUUUGGCAUUUGUGUUUCACAGUUGGAUAGCUUAUGUUCUGCACAUCUGCCAUAUUAUCUAGGAAAAUGCAUUAAAAACAUUGUUUAAGGCUUCAUGGUUAAAGGGACACUGUCAAAUACAUCAGGUACUUUUUCAAAAGUACUCUUCCCUUAGAAAGCAAUCCUGCACAGUAGUGGGGGGGGCUGGAUUAGAUGAGCUAAUGGCUUUUUCAAGUCAUAAUUUCCAUGAUAUUAAGCAAGUGCCCUAUUUUACACACACUUUAAAAAAAGUCAUCUUGGGGACACAAGUGUAUUCUCUUUCAGGACAGAUGCAACACAAGGUAGUGUGAUAAAAGCAGCAGCAGCUCUAGAGCUCUGUUUGUGUAGGUCCUACAAUAGAAGUAGUGAUUUAUUUCUUAAAAACCACAGAUCUAGUUCAAAAGACAUGCUUCUCUUGGGCUCCCAUUGUGUUUGUGCUUAAUCUUGGACUUUCCUACCUUAUGACUCCAAAUUGAGUCUUCCAGUCAGAGACUGGACCUUAUGCUAAAAGGUGGGGGAAUGGUAAGUCACAGUAAACAAGCACUGGGGA
Messenger RNA from Dermochelys coriacea (leatherback sea turtle), 3028 nucleotides. RefSeq names its product RNA polymerase II, I and III subunit L (gene POLR2L). Gene Ontology annotation, molecular function: DNA binding; DNA-directed RNA polymerase activity; zinc ion binding. The transcript is spliced from 3 exons. Gene Ontology annotation, biological process: transcription by RNA polymerase I; tRNA transcription by RNA polymerase III; transcription by RNA polymerase II. The coding region runs from base 354 to 557 and encodes 67 amino acids. NCBI's taxonomy places the organism in Eukaryota, Metazoa, Chordata, Testudines, Dermochelyidae. Gene Ontology annotation, cellular component: RNA polymerase III complex; RNA polymerase II, core complex; RNA polymerase I complex. The record is from RefSeq and is a predicted model, not a curated record.